Messenger RNA from Pisolithus orientalis, 2999 nucleotides. RefSeq lists its product as uncharacterized. The transcript has 9 exons. NCBI's taxonomy places the organism in Eukaryota, Fungi, Basidiomycota, Agaricomycetes, Boletales, Pisolithaceae. Bases 57 to 2855 code for a protein of 932 amino acids. The record is from RefSeq and is a predicted model, not a curated record.
GAAACGACGUCCCGAGCACGUUGAAGGCACGCUGCUCGUCGCCGUCCGUGGCGAUCAUGGAGACCCCCUCGUCGACCACCCUCCUGAACCCACGAUUGCGGUUCAUCGGACGCAGCUCAAGUCCCCGUAUGCCGGACAGCGGAGUGGACAACACCCCUCAUGCAGCCCAUCACCGUAUACACGCUGCUGCUGAGGAGGACGACGAGCAGCCCACUCCCCGGAUACCAUUCAAGGCUAUCACCUUGUCCAGUGGUGACCCCGGUCCCAGUAAUGUCGUCAAUUCUGUUCCAACUAAUGCGAUACCUUCCGAUACCCCAGCCGCCACCCGUCUGCGCGCUCUCAUUUCCCGUGUAUCUCUCCCCCCUCCCAACGUCUCUUCUGUUGUUUCUGAGAAUGUUCCUUCGGAACCGGAUUCUGACGAUGCGUUUUCAAGACUUGGCUCGAGUACUACCAGCACUGCCCGCGACAACUUGAGGGAUCUUUUCUCCAGAGCUUUGCGCGAUUCCAUGCCACAGAACAGAAGGCGGCGUCGAAAUAGUGUCGAUAAUAGCGAAAUCGAAAUAUCACCAGUGUCGGACAGAGAAGAAGUUGGACAUCAAAGGAAACAACGGCGUAGCUGGAGUGAUGAAGAGGGAGAGAAUCCAAGGUUGACGAGAGAAUCCGAUAGUUCUGCUCGGUCAUCGCAUGCAACGACUUUUAACACUCUACGUGCACGGCUUGCGUCCUCACAAUCUCAGAUCAUGGAUGUGCACCUGCCAACGACCUUGUAUGACCAAUCCGACAUGUCUCCGCUAAGUCCACCUACGCAUGCUCCUCCUCGGACUGCAUCCAUGCCAUCCCAACAAUUAGACCCGUCACUUGGAACCCCACCCGCGGCUACUAGCACCCCGCAACAGUCGUUUCAGUUUCCCUCAAGGUUAACUUCUCAGUCAAACUUGUUGGAACAAGACUCCAUCAUGCAAGGAGCCGUGGGUGAAGUGUUGGAUUCUGACAGUCAAGCUUCUCGGCCUUCCUCCAAUAUGAUGAAUCCAAUCAACGUCCCCGCCAGCUUACGCCCACUUGUGAGCGCAAAUUCUAUUGUGCCCGAGCCGAAACCUGUGCUUGCUGGCCGUGAACCUAGUUCCAGUGAUUCGAAGAUUAAGGGAAAAUCCAAGGACCGUGAUCACUCUCCUAGUGAUAGCAAGCGAAAUGGCCAGCGUGAGCGCAAUUGGGACCGUCAUACACCUGGGAGGUCUGACACACCAAAUCACCACUAUUCCCGUAUUCCCCAUGGAUCCCCUUCCCAUAUCAAGUCGAUCUCCCAUGAGUCAUUUACGACACGUGAAUCUCCGCGGUCAUCACUCCAGAGCCGUUUGAAUAGGCGGGGGAGCGUUGCGUCAUUAAGUAGCUUCGAUGAUGACUUUAGUUCCCGACCGAGCUCAAGGGGUUCCUUAGCUGACAAUCAUGAACUUUUUCGCGAAAGAAAUUACGAGAGAGAGCGCGAUUGGAACAGACCGCAUCCACAAUCCAGGCCCUCGUCGAGUCUAAGUAACAGUUCGCACAGUCACGCUCACUUGCACCCACCUCGUCCGCUUUCUGCGACUCCGUAUCAGACACCUACGCUUGCUUCUCUGCAACGACGAUCCUCGCGUUCUUCCCUUCGUUCGUCUUCUCCAACCUCCUUGGCCAGCCGCGAAUCGCUGAAAGAGCAGGAAGAAGAAGAGAAACGCGAAAUUACGCAUGAAAGGGAGAGAAACUGGAAUUCACCUCGUCCGACAUGGGGGAUCUCCAAGCGACACAGUUUGGGAAGCAGUGGAAGUGGUGGGACUUCGCCACCUGCACACCGGCUUUCCAAAGAGUCCAUCAAAAGGUUCUCUGCGAGUAGCCACGAGGCACCUCACCUUGGAUCAUCCGUUUCGCAAGCAUCUGAUCCGUCCAACGUUCUUGCAGGUCAUGAGCCCUGGCACUCGGACCAAUUUCGCCUGUGGUUGAAUCAGAACCAUGGGUUUGGGAGUCAUUCCAGGUACAGUCACAGUCCAACGAAGACACCGGCAGCUGCAUCGAAGUUCGGCUGGCAUUUCCAUCGGCAAUCCUUGCCACCACUUGAAUUUGACAGCUCACCCGAUCCUUCUACGCGUCGCCAGAAAUAUAGUCACGAUGACCCGUCACCUCCUAGUUCGAGGCCGUCGAGUCGUGCUUCAGGGAUUAUCAAACCAAGCAUGAUUCCGGUUCGUACUGUAAUGAAAGCGACGCCAGGCGAUGGCCAUUCAGUCCCCGUGCCUAAGCCCUCGUAUCCAGGUGAUGACCAUGACCACUUUUUACACAAUGGAAGCCAAGGGGGAUCUGCGGGGCAGGAAGACAUGGUUUUGGCUAGUGACGAAGAAUCGAUCAUGGACUUUCUUCCUUCUCAACCCGUACAAAGUCAGGCAGACGCUCCAGAUGCUACCCCCAGAGGCCUUGACACUGUUGACGCAGAAGCUUCGGCGCCUUCCAGGUCACUACUGGAGUCACGAUUCUCGCUCUUCGAAACUUCGGCUACCGACCGCCCUCUAGACGAGCCUCGCCCAGAGGGAGCACUGCUUUCGUCUCAAUCUCCGCAAAGUACUGGGAUUUGUCUGGACCCCUCGUCGUCCGCUGUACCCGCAAGCUUCACCCCUCCUGGAACCCCACCUUCCACUUCUAACAUCGGGACAGGGAACCUGGAACCAGCGCAGCAUGGUAUCCUAUCUACCCCGCCUUGUCCACCAAUUUUCAGUUCUGCUGUCCUCCACCUCCGAACCCCUUCCCCUCCUCGUGAUCUACCUGAUCUUCCGGAUCCCCCAUCAGACGACAACGUAUCAAACGGUACGCCGGUGAAACUGGGUACAGGGAACUAGUUCAUAUCCAGAUUUCUCAACAACAAAAACGCCCAAGCCACCUGGCGCAUGGGCUGUGACACCCCAGCAGAUUCAACCUCCAUCUAAGACACCAUCACCUGCUCACUCAUCAGCUGCAGAAUCUACCCACAAUUUAUCGACUAU